This is a messenger RNA of Alternaria rosae, 637 nucleotides long. RefSeq lists its product as uncharacterized. The transcript is spliced from 2 exons. Lineage: Eukaryota; Fungi; Ascomycota; Dothideomycetes; Pleosporales; Pleosporaceae. Bases 1 to 480 code for a protein of 159 amino acids. The record is from RefSeq and is a predicted model, not a curated record.
AUGCGUUUCUACACUCCACUCCUCGUUCUCUUCGCUUCCCUUACGACCGCCCAGAUGGGCCCCGACGAUACUAUCUGCGAAUUUCUCUAUGGCACCGACUACACCGACGCCUGCUGCCACACCGUCAUCAGUCGAGGCGUAAACGCGCCCUGUACCGACAUCGAGUAUGUGAGCAACUUGACUGAGUGCUCUACGUAUCAUUAUCCUACUGGGUGGGCUGUUUGUAUUGAGAAGUGGCCUGAUUUUCCCACAUGGAUUCAUAUGCCUGUCAAUUGGCGUAGCAUUAGGGUCGUUGAGCUAAUGCUUAAGCAGGAUCCCGCUCAUCCCGCCUCAGGCCCUCUCUUCGGCCACGGACCCAGUGGAAUCGUGUCUGAAUACAUGACGCUUGAGGAUCUAGAGCAGGUAUACUGGGAUUACUUUAGUUCCAAUGCUAUGGGUGAGACUAUGGCUGCUGCCGUCGCUGCGAAGAAGAACGCUUGAGCGGGACGUAUGCCGCACCGUACUUGGCUGUAUGAUGGAUGAUUGAGAAGAAAUGACGGCUGGAUGGCACGUUGCAUGGCUCUGUCACUCGUUUGGAGUACAUGUGAACGGGUAGAGGUAACAGUCAGCAGGAAGAAUGGGGUAACGUUGGAUUGGG